AUGAAAACCAGACAGACAUUUUAAUUAUUCGACAAUGUCGGUGCGAAUUCCUGACAUCGAUAGAAACGAAAUUAAUCUUGUAUGAAAUUUACUCAGUUUAUUUUUUAAAUUAAGAAGUUCCAUGGAUGUUCAACCAAUAAGCGCAUUAAAGGUAUUUUAUUUGUUAUAACGUGGGUCGAUUUUUUGUUCACAAUAAUAAAUUAAGAAUCAUUAUAUUUCCCCUUCAUCUAAAUUAAGCACAUUUCUUUAAAACAUAAUUUUUGUUGAAGGGCAUUGCAAAUUGAGGAAUUAAAUACCAACUUAAGAAUUUAUGCCCAUUUUGCGGAAGCAUGGGUUAGUAUUUCCUUCAUAUAACAAGGAAAAUAAGAUACCCACAUAUUAAUGCGCUGAAGUAUGUAAUGAACUUUCCCAGGACAUUUUUCCAUAUGAUAUCAAAGUACAAUAACCAGGUUCAUUUUGUUUAUUUUGGAGAUCGAGCUCAUAAUCUUUAUUUUAAAAAUCAUCUAAUUCCGAAAUGUUCCUGAAGCUCGUUUGCUUAGUUUUUAUUGGAGGUGCAUGGACGCUGGGUAAGUUAACAUCUAUGUUGGGUCAUAAACUUGAUAUUCUUAAUUUCCAUGUAAGUAAGACAAUUUUUUAUACAUUUUCAAUUCCGUAUUUUACAGAAGACAAGACAUUUGCUCAUACCGGAAGCAUCUUUUGUUUUGACUUUGUCGCUAAAGUUUCUACAGGCAGCAAUUGCAGUGUUACCAAAGAUAGCACCAAAACAAUAUUAUUCUACGACAGUGAUAACCAUAAUGUGACCGAAGAACCAGAAUACCUGGGCAGGGUAGUGAACGCCACUUUUGAAGGGUCCGGAAGUAUCCAGUUUUGCCUUCAAGGUCUGACCCAAACAGACAGUGGGACCUACACAAAUAACUGUAGUAGUAGGAGUGGAAUACCUCUAACAGUGAUAGAUCUCAUUUCUGAUGUGACAAUAGAACAACCUUUUACCAAGCCUGCCAUUGCUGGAAACAAUUAUUCUCUGCGGUGUACCGUUGCACCUCCAACAGCAAAUGUCAUUAACAUAUCGUGGUUGUUUGUCAACAACUUGACACAAAUUGUUGAAAAUGAUAAUUUUAAGUUUCGCGGCGAUAAGAGGGAAGUUUUUGAAAUUCUAGAUGUAAAGCAGUCGUUCAUGUCUGCCCAUUUUAUGUGCUCCGCUAUCAGUGUUCUUGGUCAGAAAAAGGAUAGUCAGCAAUACUCCCUUUACAUUGUAGUUAAACCAGAAGUUCAACUCAAUGAAAAAACAAUCAGCGCUGUAAUUGGACAGCCUUUCUUCACGGACUGUCGAGCCACUGGGUUUCCCUCUCCAAGUGUUCAAUGGACCAAAAAUAACACAGUAGUUCCACAGAUUCAAGUGUCUGAUUCUUAUUCUAUCCUUGUUAUUCAAAACGUCACUUCUGUUACAAAUGCCAUUUACACAUGCUUGGCAAAUGUGUCCUAUGGAAGUUUAAUUCUACAAGCAAAUGAAAGCUUUACACUACAACCGUAUGGUCCACCAAACCCUCCUACAGGCGUUAGGGUGGCCGUUUCCUCCUCCCAGUCGGCAGAGUUACGGUGGGUCGCAGAUAUGGGAGUAAAUCAACAUUAUGUGAGCGCAUACCACGUUUUAAAUCGACAGGUAUUUCAUUACAAUUCACCGGAAUCAGAAAUUAAUGGAACUUAUUACCAGAAACUAGAGGACCUUGAGGAAGGUACAGAGUACGAAGCGUUUGUCUUUGCUCGGAAUGACGCCGGUGAUAGCAAGAAAGUGUUUGUAAAAUUCAAAACUUCAGAACAGCAGUUCUUUGAGAGUCUAGCCUACAAGUACACCGUUUUUAGUCUGUCGAUUUUCGUAGCGUUUUCUCUGGUAGUCCUUCUGACGGUUGCCAUUUUAAGAACAGUUCAAAGAAGCCCGAGCAUAUGUAUGGAGAAAAUGCCAGAAACUUUUGAAAUGGACCGAGUUCUUGAAAAGAGAAAGGUUUCAGAAAAUACCGAAGUGAAACAGGAAAAAUGCUUUGAAAAUCAUCCAGACGAUGAAUGCUCUGAAAAACCUCCAGUCAAAUCUCAACAUAGUACAACUGGCGGAGAUCCACAGGCUCAAUCGCUUUACGAAGACAUAACCGAGGAUGUGACCAUCAAAAAUAUACCCAAAAUGCCAACCAAAUCUAACAGCAUUAAAAAGAUUCACAGUGAACCUAUACUCUCAAAAAACAAAAAGCAUACCGACAAGACGGUGGCUAAAAGGAGGGAUCCACCCGCCGAACCAAACGAUGCCCCGAUGGAAUAUUCAAGUCUGAGAGCAAAGUCAGUAGGGCCUGCUCUGUACGAGGAGAUGACAAUAGACCGGCCAAGUGGAGGGAAGGCCAAGGUGAUUAUAAAAGAUUCAGAUGUCUACGCAAAUACCAUUCUCAGUGAAGAAUUCGAAGAAGAUGAGCGACUUUAAGUCCAGAUGUCAAAUCCCUAGCCUUCGAUAUCAUCUAAGACAUAAUAGGAUACAGGAGAGCAGCCACCAUACACUUGUGUCGAACUAUUCUACAUCAAUAUUUAAUCAUCAUAUUCUGAGAUCAAACCAUUGAUAUUAAGCCAGUUUACGUUGGAAUAUAACAUGCUUUCAUUGAAUAUGUACAUAUCAAUUUUCACAUGAUGACACUACCUAUCAAACAUUGAAAUUAAAUCAUGGCUCAUUGAGUUCCAAACCAUUUCUAGCAUAGUAGCGUCUUGUAUUUACAUACUUGAGGUUUAAAAAAUUCAUUUAUAAAUAAUAUUUUCUACUAUAAUUACAUGUAUAUAGUAUAUACUACAAAAUCAUUUACAUUCAAAAUUAUUUUUUAGAGUCAAGUGCAUGUGAUACACAUUUUAUUUUCAUACUAGUGAAGUAUAUUUUAACGUAAAUUAGUUGAAUUGUUUGGUUGAAAAACAUUGGUUAAAAAAUGAUUAAUAAUACGUAACCGCACUCUAUGGGUCUUGAAAACAGCAAAGUGCAAUAUCAUAUGAUAGAGAACGGGUAAUAUGACUAAAAAUGGUGUAUAUAGUAUAUGCAACCAAUAUGUUUUCUUGUUUGAAAUGCGUUAUUGUCACUUGACAAGAACAAUCGUGAAUCACAGUGAUGCUAUUGUGCUUUCUAAUGUCAUGCAAAGUUUAAGGAAGAAAAUAGUCUCGUUAUUGCGACAAGAUAUUCUAUCUUAAAAUUUCGAGAUAAGAAAACAAUUAUAAAGAUCUUAUACUAGAAGCAUAUAAGUGUUAUUCCACUCUCCAAUGAAAUGUAUAGCGUUUUUUCUCAUUAUGCUAACCUGCAAGUUGCCUAACUGAAAUGAAACUUUGAGUAACUUGGAUAUUGUCGAAAAAGUUGAAUAGGAUAUUCCUACUCUGAAAUAUUUUUGAUUUUAAAUACGAAUAAAUUUUAUGUAAAAUAAACAGGGUUAGCUAGGGUAAGGAUUGUUUUUCAGCAACAUCUAUAAUUUAAAAUAUCCAUUCUACGAGGCCUUGGUUUUGUUAUACUCGUGUUAUCCUCAAUGACUCUGGGCCAUGUUUGUAUUUUAACUAGCUUUUUAUUGUAUUUAUUUCAUAUUUUGAAUAUAAAGUGAUAUCAAUAUUUGUCAAAGCUAAUUCACUAACAAAACUACUUGUUUUAGAUGUGUAUUCUUCACUGCAGGUUUUUAAGAGCUAUAUCAAAGAUAAUAAAGAGGAAAAAU
Messenger RNA from Magallana angulata, 3713 nucleotides. RefSeq lists its product as uncharacterized. The record is from RefSeq and is a predicted model, not a curated record. Lineage: Eukaryota; Metazoa; Mollusca; Bivalvia; Ostreida; Ostreidae. Gene Ontology annotation, molecular function: protein binding. The transcript has 10 exons. Bases 515 to 2464 code for a protein of 649 amino acids.